Colletotrichum phormii is the source of this 1300-nucleotide messenger RNA. RefSeq names its product NMT1/THI5 like-domain-containing protein. The record is from RefSeq and is a predicted model, not a curated record. Gene Ontology annotation, biological process: thiamine biosynthetic process. NCBI's taxonomy places the organism in Eukaryota, Fungi, Ascomycota, Sordariomycetes, Glomerellales, Glomerellaceae. The transcript is spliced from 5 exons. Bases 107 to 1141 code for a protein of 344 amino acids.
ACCACACAAUAAACCAAGACCUGGUACGACGCUCGCGUCAAAGAGGCCAUGGCAUCUAUCGCAAUGGAAACAUCUACAGAUCGAGCAUCACGCUUGAUCUGUCAAAAUGUCGACUGAUAAGAUCACCUUCCUCACCAACUGGCACGCUACGCCCUACCACGCUCCGCUGUACCUGGCUCAGGCCAAGGGAUACUUCAAAGACGAAGGCAUCAAGGUCGCUCUUCUUGAGCCCAACGACCCUAGCGAUGUUACCGAGAUCAUCGGCACCGGCAAAGUCGACCUCGGCUUCAAGGCCAUGAUUCACACUCUUGCCGCCAAGGCUCGCGACUUCCCCGUUCUCUCCAUCGGCAGUCUCCUCGACGAGCCCUUCACCGGCGUUGUCUACCUCAAGGACUCGGGCAUAACCACCGACUUCCGCUCCCUCAAGGGCAAGCGCAUCGGUUACGUCGGCGAGUUCGGCAAGAUCCAGAUUGAUGAGCUGACCUCGCACUACGGCAUGACGCCCGACGAGUACACCGCCGUGCGCUGCGGCAUGAACGUCUCCAAGGCCAUCAUCGAAGGCACCAUUGACGCCGGCAUCGGUCUGGAGAACGUCCAGAUGGUUGAGCUGGAGGAGUGGCUUGCCGCUCAGGGCCGCCCCAAGACGGACGUGCAGAUGCUUCGCAUCGACGAGCUCGCCGAGCUGGGGUGCUGCUGCUUCUGCACCAUCUUGUAUAUCGGCAACGAAUCCUUCAUCGCCGAGAACCCGGACAAGGUGCGCAAGUUCAUGAGGGCCGUCAAGAAGGCGACGGACUUUGUGCUGGAGGACCCGGAGCAGGCUUGGAAGGAGUAUGUUGACUUCAAGCCUGUUAUGGGCUCCGACCUGAACCGCAAGAUCUUUGAGCGCAGCUUUGCCUACUUCUCGCACGAUUUGAAGAAUGUCCAGCGCGACUGGACCAAGGUUACCAAGUAUGGCAAGAGGCUUGGUGUCUUGGACGAGAGCUUCAAGCCCAACUACACCAACGAGUUCCUCGAGUGGACUCUUGAUGAGGACUCUGCGGACCCUACUGGUGACCAGAAGAGGAUGGUUGAGCUGCAGAAUGAGGUUUCUUGCCGCGGCGGCUUCCGUCGCUUGAAGCUUCAGUCUGCUGUCAAGGCUUAAAGUCGCCGUGUUAGCGAUAGCGUGGGUGAUGAAUCGCCAUGAAAUUGUCACUCAGUCGAGCCCACGCUCUCAUCUAACCUAGGUACUCCAGGAACUGUCUGUCAUUCCAGAUGAGCUACGUUCAUUCUUUUAGAAGAAAAUAAAAAGGAUUCCUGGGAA